This is a messenger RNA of Plasmodium malariae, 1917 nucleotides long. The record is from the annotation of a RefSeq genome assembly. NCBI's taxonomy places the organism in Eukaryota, Apicomplexa, Aconoidasida, Haemosporida, Plasmodiidae.
AAAAAAAAUAAAGAAAAUUUUAGAGAAAAAUGCAAGAAUCUGGCUGAUUAUUAAUUAAUUCGAAAGAUCCAUAUGGCAUUAUCAAGAAUAUAUUUGGAAAGGAGCAUUAGAACUUGGUAUAGUAAGUUUACAGGGAUAACACAACAUGGUGGAUGUUUUAUGAUCUUUAACAAUGAAGAAAAAGAACUUUUAGAAUUAUUCUAUGAUGCAGAUGAUUUCUGCGAAAAAAAAGAAGAAUAUAUGGAAAUACUAAAUAAUUAUAAAACAAAUAAUAGUAAUAUAUAUAAUUGCAAUGGUGAUGCGAAUUGUAUAUAUAAUGUGUGGAUUAAAGGCAGGGAGGAUCAUUUUAAUAAUAAGAAGAGUCUCUUACGUUCCAAAUGCGAAAACAAAAUAUCUUUAUCCCAAUAUCCAACAAACAAUUGUGACAUAAUGAAUUCUCAAACAUUUAAAACAAUUAGUAAAUUCAUAUAUUCUGAUAUGAAUAUACCUGAAGAAAAAGUUAAAGUUCCAGAAAAAUCACAAAGAGAUAAUAAAGAUCCAGAAAACUCUAUACCUCAAAAUGAAACUUUAUCACCAGUGGAAAAUUCUCCAAGUGUGCAACAUUCACCUACAGAGAUAUCCCCUCAACAAGGAGCAUCUGAACAUUCAGUUAACCAAGAUAAAACGAAAGAAAAUGUAGUAGAAGCAUCUUCAGAAUUUGAAUCAUCAGAGCAAACUACAGAUUCUAAUUCUCUCCAUACACAAAAGAAGACUCUAUAUUACCAUCGUCAAUUCCUAAAGAUUAAUCCUGAAAUUAUUUCUCCAUCUACUGAUUCAUUAAGUCUAGCUCCUUCUACGCAUCCUACAUCUGCAGAUAAAGUGGUAAAGAAACCUAACAAUUGCAUAUCAUCUAUUUUAAUAAGUAUUCUUACUAUCGUUUUAUUUUCUUUUUUUAUUAAAAUAAAAAGAAAACAAAUAAAAUUCCUGAAAUUGCUAGUACCUUCAUUUUCUAACAAAGUAAAAGAUAAGCAUUUAGGAUACUCAAUAGAUGAAGAUGAAGAAAUCAUAAUAAAUGAACUUACAAAUAAUGUAAACGUGUCAAAGCGAAAAAAAACCAUAAUAGAAGUACAUAUGGAAGUACUAGAAAAAUGUAUAAAUGAAGAUUGGGAAAAAAACAAAGAAGAAUUCUUAGAAAUAUGUAUAGAUGCGUUAGUACAAAAGGAUUAUAGAACCUGUGCUAAUUUAACGGAUGAUCAUCUAAUAACAGAAAAUAUUGAAAAUACCAACGAUAUAAAAAACCUCAAUAUUCUAUGGAAUAAAUGGAUAGCUUCUGAAAUAUUGAAAAAAGAGCAUUGGUUUCAUAAUUUGAAGAAUGAAUGGAAGCAAGAACUAGCUUAUAUACAUGAAAUGGAAUCUGGAGAAAAACCCAAAGUUCCAUUUUUUGAAAUAGAAAAAAAUCUAUGGAAACAGUGGAUAUCAAAAAAUGUAUAUUUGGAACAGGAUUGGUUUAAAGGAUUGGCAGAGCAGUUGCAGAAUAUGUCAGAAGAAUGUGAAAACGAAGAUAAUAAAAAUUAUUUAUCACCACUAAAUAUAGAAGAAUUUCAGCAAAAAGGAAAUUAUGAAGAAUUAUAUAAAUAUAUAAAAAAAAAAUUAUUAACAAAUUUGUGUGUUCUCGCGCUUAUGACGGUAUUAGAAGAAUGUAAAAAAGAGGUGUACUUUGAAAAUAGGGAAUCAUUUUUGGAUAUAUCCAUAAAUGAAUGGUCAGGUAACAAACAAGAAAUUACAGAAAAUACAAUUGAAUAUGUCAACAGUGAUAAAAAUAAGGAAUUCCAUACUCAUAUAGGGAAGGACAGUUUCAGAAAUGAGAUAGAAGAUUGGAUAGGAGAAGAUGACUUAUAUGCAAGUUCUACAGAUAUAGCAGAAAAACACAUUUCAUAA